Messenger RNA from Helianthus annuus (common sunflower), 744 nucleotides. RefSeq lists its product as uncharacterized. NCBI's taxonomy places the organism in Eukaryota, Viridiplantae, Streptophyta, Magnoliopsida, Asterales, Asteraceae. The record is from RefSeq and is a predicted model, not a curated record. The coding region runs from base 1 to 744 and encodes 247 amino acids. The transcript has a single exon.
AUGCCUCUCAAAGAUUUAUUCCCAUGUCUUUUUCGCCUGGAAAUUGUUAAGGACUGUUCUGUUAUGGAUCGCUUGGCAGACGGUGGAACGUGGCUGUGGAGGUUCGAUCCUGACUCUACUUCGGAGAUGCAGGAGCUGUCUUCACUUUCCGGUAUGUUAUCUUCCUUUUCUAUUGGCAGCGGUAGAGAUAAGUGGAAGUGGUUAGGCGACUCCACGGGUUUAUUUUCGGUCAAAUCAGCAAAGGAUUUACUGGCUCGGAGUAGAUGUGUUUCGAAUGUUCAAGUGAUCGACUGGUGUAAAUGGGUUCCUAUUAAGUGUAAUAUUUUCGUUUGGAGGCUUGAGCUGAAUCGAAUCCCUACGUUUGACGUCUUAGCUUCUAGAGGUAUUGCUAUUCGUUCCAGGACCUGUCCCCUUUGCGGCUGUGAGGAUGAAUCGGUCAUUCACUUGUUCAUAUCAUGCCGGUUUGCGGAGUUGAUUUGGCAUAAAAUCAGUAGAUGGUGUCAUUUACCGGCGAUUUUUGCGUUCUCGAUUAAAGAUCUCUUGGAUUUGCAUUUGUUCAGCAGACUGGGGCCGACGGAGAAGUUGGUCGUCCAAGGUAUCGUGAUUUCUACUUGUUGGUGCAUUUGGUUGGCUAGGAAUAAAGCGGUUUUUUCGGAUAUUAAGCCAAGUGUGGAAGGUGUUUUUAGCGAGGUGAGAACUUUGGGCUUCUUUUGGUUUAGAAAUAGAUCGCGGUUUCAACGGUAG